This is a messenger RNA of Diachasmimorpha longicaudata, 1550 nucleotides long. RefSeq lists its product as uncharacterized. The record is from RefSeq and is a predicted model, not a curated record. The transcript has 2 exons. NCBI's taxonomy places the organism in Eukaryota, Metazoa, Arthropoda, Insecta, Hymenoptera, Braconidae. Bases 18 to 1550 code for a protein of 510 amino acids.
CUCACAAAUACUCCAAAAUGUCAAAUGACAGUAAAAAAGUGAAAAAACAACCAUACAAAUAUUGUUUUGUACCAUCGUGUGCGAACUCAACUGUGACAAAACCGAAUAAAGUGUUUAUAACAGUUCCUGCGUGCAAAAAUAUUCGAUUAUGGUGUGAAGCCGCAGGUUAUUCUCGCCCAUUACUGGGCAGAAGUGACAUUUGCGAAGAUCAUUUCAAAUUAGAAGAGGAUUUGGAAAAUUAUAUGCGGUGGAAGAUGACAAAAGGUCCAAAAAAAUUAAAAGCAGGCGCCUAUCCUAGAUUCUUUCUAUCUCAAACGGUUGCUGAGAGUCAAUCAACAUCCCAACCACACUCGACUACAUCCACACAAUGCUCAUCAGUGCAGUCCAUCGGCUUUGAAAGGAAAUGUGCUGAGGGAAAGAAAUUGAAGUGCCCACAUUCAAAGCAGAGGAACAACCCUGAUGAUUCCAUCAAUUCUCCAGCAAAACAAGAAAGUUCUGCUGGCAACAUCCAUAGAAUCACCAGUGCAAACCCGAGUCACCGUAUACUCAAGAUAGAUCGCAGUAUACAGACAUCAAUAGUCACUUCCAAUAAAAACAUCCAGGUCAAGCCAACAUGUAGGCAUAAAGGUACAACUUUCCGAUUUCAAGAUAUUCCCAGCGUUCCACCACUGCCAGCCAGUGUAUCCGGGGCCUUACUGGAUGGAGUUCUGGCAAGUUGUAGUGGAAAUAAUUCGAGCCCCCAAAAGUCCAUUUUAAAUUCCUCAGAGAGUAAAAUUGAGAGCAGCGAUUCCAUAAAUUCAACACUCGAGGUAAUUGACAGUGAUAUUUUCAAUACUAGUAGCGCAUCCUCUACUAGUAAUCGCAGCCUAAAACUGCAUCAUUUAAAAAUUCAUAUUUAUGAGAAUGUCACGAAAUUAAUUAUUGAGGAUGAUCCCCUGUUAAUGAUCGGGAUACCGGAAAGUUCGAUGUAUGUAAUAGAUGAAUUAAUGUUGAUAACAAAUAUUCCUCGUAAAUAUAUAUAUAUAUAUAUAUAUAUUACGAUGAAAAAAAUUCGUCAGAAUGUUCCUUAUGCAAUCCUUGCAUAUGAUUUUGGAUUAAGCGAAUCUCAAAUAUCGAGAAUUUUUAAAAAUACUGUCACAAAAAUGGCAGCGAUACUCAAAGAGUUGAUAGUCUGGCCAUCGAAACAAGAAAUAGCCCUAAAUCUUCCAAUUCAAUUUCGAUUAAAAUAUGGACAAGUUCAAUCGAUAAUUGACUGUUUCGAAAUCCAAAUAGAACAUUUAACUCAUGCAGUACAUCAGGCUGCAACAUGGUCAGACUAUAAGAAGUGUAAUACUUGUAAGUAUCUGAUAUCCAUAACUCCUGAUGGAUUGAUUAAUUUCAUCUCCUGCGGAUAUGGCGGUCGCUCCAGUGACAUAGAAAUUGUAAAAAAUUCUGGGUAUUUGUCUGUUCUCCCUUCUGGGUCAUUUAUUCUCGCCGAUAGAGGAUUUAAACAAAUUGAAUCUUUGUUACACCAGAGAAACUGUAAACUUUUGCGACCUCCUUCGGUCUAA